CCUGCCUCGCUCAGCAGAAGAAGAGUGGCAGGUUUGUGUAUGGUAGUUUGAGGGCAGACGAGAGGAGGAGGGUUGUUGAGGUUGUAGUUUAUGGAACUCAAACAAAUCUGAGUUUGCAUUCAAAUUAAGUAAAUACGGUGUGAGAUCGAGUUUGUGUAAAGCAGCUGAAGAGACUUUAGGUGACGUCAUUCGCGGGAUUCCCAUCGAGCAGAGCAGCUCUGUCAGCAGUUUGAACCUUCCCUGUGUGUGGAACGUGCUGAAGAUGUCAUCCAAGAAAGUGAUCGAGUUGUUCUACGAUGUGGUCUCUCCAUACUCUUGGCUCGGCUUUGAGCUCAUGUGUCGCUACAGAAACGUGUGGAACGUGGAGGUCAAGCUGCGCCCUGCUUUCCUGGGCGGCGUCAUGCAGGGAUCAGACAAUAAGCCUCCUGGUGUGGUUCCAAAUAAAUUUUUGUACAUGACCAAGGAUCUGCAGCGCUUGUCAGAGUACUUUGAGGUUCCCCUGUGCCCCCCAUCGGACCCCUUCGAGGCCAUGUUCAAAAAAGGUUCCUUGUCUGCAAUGCGAUUUGUGGCAGCAGUACAAGAGAGGGAAAAGGAUGGAGACAAACAGGUGGAGCAAGUGUCCCGGGAGCUGUGGAGACGAAUCUGGAGUCAGGACAAAGACAUCACUGAACCUGCGUCACUGUCUGAGGCAGCAAAGAAAGCAGGUCUGUCUGCUGAUGAAAUUAAAACAGUGCUGGAGUUGUCCAAGUCAAAGGAGAUUAAAGCCAAGCUGAAAAGCACAACGCAGGAUGCACUUGGCUAUGGGUCGUUCGGCUUCCCCAUGAUGGUGUGUCAUAUUGAUGGAAAACCAGAGAUAUUUUUUGGAUCUGACAGAUUUGAGCUCAUGGCCCACUGCCUCGGAGAGAAGUGGCUCGGACCUGUGCCUCACAAGUCUGCUGCCAAGCUGUGAGAUGGAAACUGUCUUCAAACAUUCUUGAAUUCUAUCUGUCUAAUGUUGUUUUCUUAACUUUAUUAAACACUUCAAACUUCAUGUUUUGUAAGCAGGGCCUUGUCAAACCAAUCAGCAGAUUUCCAAUAACCAAUAAAUAGUGUGAAUGAUGUAACAAA
Paralichthys olivaceus (Japanese flounder) is the source of this 1107-nucleotide messenger RNA. RefSeq names its product glutathione S-transferase kappa 1 (gene gstk1). Gene Ontology annotation, biological process: glutathione metabolic process. Gene Ontology annotation, cellular component: peroxisome; mitochondrion. Gene Ontology annotation, molecular function: glutathione transferase activity; glutathione peroxidase activity. Lineage: Eukaryota; Metazoa; Chordata; Actinopteri; Pleuronectiformes; Paralichthyidae. The record is from RefSeq and is a predicted model, not a curated record.